Messenger RNA from Phasianus colchicus (ring-necked pheasant), 2168 nucleotides. It is a transcript of the gene TBP, whose product is annotated as TATA-box binding protein. The record is from RefSeq and is a predicted model, not a curated record. Lineage: Eukaryota; Metazoa; Chordata; Aves; Galliformes; Phasianidae. Gene Ontology annotation, biological process: DNA-templated transcription initiation. Gene Ontology annotation, molecular function: DNA binding.
AUCGACGCGCGCCGGCGGCGCGGGAGCGGGGCGCAGCUUGGCUCCCGCUGGGGCUGUGCGGCGGUGGUGGCGUCGCCGGGCGCGGCACGCGGCAGGUUCUGUUUAGUGUGUUAGAUUUGCAACACGUUUUCUCUGGAGCUGAUGUUUUCCUGACGUUUUCAGCUUGGCUAAAAAGCUGCUUUGCUGGAAUGCUUUAGAGAGUCAAAAACCCUUUCGGUUUUAAAUUAAUUUAAAUUAAUUGAAGGAAGUAUUUCUGGCCUCACCAAAGAAUAACCGGAAUCAUGGAUCAGAACAACAGCUUGCCACCCUACGCUCAAGGCUUAGCCUCCCCUCAGGGUGCAAUGACUCCUGGAAUUCCAAUUUUUAGCCCAAUGAUGCCGUAUGGCACGGGACUGACACCACAGCCUGUCCAGAGCACCAACAGUCUGUCCAUCCUUGAGGAACAGCAGCGGCAGCAGCAGCAGCAGCAGCAACAGGCAGCACAGCAGUCUACAUCACAGCAAGCGACACAGGGAACAUCUGGUCAAACUCCCCAGCUCUUCCACUCACAGACUCUUACCACAGCCCCUUUACCGGGAACCACACCUCUGUACCCCUCCCCAAUGACUCCGAUGACUCCUAUAACUCCUGCAACACCAGCAUCUGAGAGCUCUGGGAUAGUGCCACAGCUACAGAAUAUUGUGUCCACAGUGAAUCUUGGUUGCAAACUUGACCUAAAAACCAUUGCACUUCGUGCCCGAAAUGCUGAAUAUAAUCCCAAGCGUUUUGCUGCUGUUAUUAUGAGAAUAAGAGAACCACGUACUACUGCGCUUAUAUUCAGCUCUGGAAAAAUGGUGUGCACAGGAGCAAAAAGCGAAGAACAGUCCAGACUGGCAGCAAGGAAGUAUGCAAGAGUUGUUCAGAAACUGGGUUUUCCUGCAAAAUUUUUGGAUUUUAAAAUUCAGAACAUGGUGGGCAGCUGUGAUGUGAAAUUUCCUAUCAGAUUAGAAGGAUUGGUACUCACACACCAGCAGUUCAGCAGCUAUGAGCCGGAAUUGUUUCCUGGCUUAAUCUACAGAAUGAUCAAGCCAAGAAUUGUUCUGCUUAUUUUUGUUUCUGGAAAAGUGGUUUUAACUGGUGCUAAAGUUCGAGCAGAAAUCUACGAAGCAUUUGAAAACAUCUAUCCUAUUUUAAAGGGUUUCCGGAAGACAACGUAACAGUUUCUACAUAUUUCAGAGGAAUUGGGGGUACAUUUUAAAAGGCAUUGCAUAUGGCACAGCAGUAACGAGAUGGACUUCAGUGAAACUGCAACACCAGACUUGGACUAUUUCCCAGUUAGUGCCUAUUUCCCUGAUGCUCAAGGGGAAUUGUUUUAUCGAUGAUUAUGUCUACUGAGUUACUGUGAGUUGCUUUGUUGGGCUGCUCUUGGAGCAGUCCCUCCAAGUUUUAUUUAUAUUCUAGCUUUUAAAUAGUUUUAAUGCCAGUUCUGUUAAUAGAAAAUUCAUAAAUUGGUUUAAAAGAUGAAUGCGACCGUGUCACUCAGUGUAUAAACCACUUAAGUUGCCAUGUAUAUAUGUUUUAAUUUCCUUCCAUUAAGACCGUGGUUUUUAUAAUUUUGAAAGUUAAGCUUUUAAAUUUCUUCAGUUUUAAAUUUCUUUGGUGCCAGACACAUUCCCUCUUUCCAGUAUUAAGCAAGGCAGAAUAAAUUUAUUAAUGAAAACAGCUCACUGUACAUAUAUAUAUAAUAUAUAUAUUCCUCCUCUUUUCUCCUUCAGCUCCACAUGUACAAUAAACCCUGUUUAUACAAUUAUGGGAACUGUCUUAAUGAGUUUUAAAAUUACACAGCUGGUAAAGUGAAAUAUAUUGAGAAGUUCUUUUUAAUUUAAUCUGGAUUUUUGAAUAGCACAUGCACUACUGUAAAUGACUUGUCAUUUGGAGAAAAUCUUAACAAUGCUCUGGCUUGCUUACCAAUAGUCAUAUCCUUGGCAACAUCCAGCCUGAUUACUUCCAGUACACUAACAGGAAAGAGAAGACUGGCUAUAGGAGUUUGUGUUCAAGUAUGUGUUGCCUCCCAUUCAACAGAUGGGAUUUAUGCAAGUCUUACAUAGCUACACUUGAGUGAACUGGAACAAAAAGAUUUUUUGCUUAGCUUCUAAUAUUUCUUAUAAAUCACUUUUGUAUUUUACCAA